AUGGGCUGCUCGGGGAGUCGAGAAAAUUUUGUGCCGGAAAUGCAGCGGCUUUGUUAUGAUAUGUCACCACUAACCGAUGCGAAACUUCCGAUAAUCUGGUUGAUCGGCGCUCCCGGAACUGGUCGAGACACCCAGGCGGCGAUACUAGAAGACUUCUACAGUUUUGAUGUCCUAAAAAUAUCGUCUUUGCUGAAGCAACAUGCCACCAAUGAGACGGAUCGAGGAAGGGUUAUCAAGGAAAACUUCAUGAAAAAGAAUAAACUAAUACCGGACACCAUAGUUAUUGAUAUCAUCAAGGAGGAGAUACUCUCGAGAACAGCAUGGGCGAAUGGAUUCGUGUUAAAUGGUUUUCCAAGGAACGCCAAUCAGGCAGAUAUGUUCGUAAAGGAAGCGUGCGAUGUAGACGUGAUCCUUUAUUUGACAUGCAAGGUGCCAACAAUGGUCAGCAGGUCUCUAUUCAAAUCCGAUAGCAAUAGACUCGUCGAUGUCAAGGUAGAAAUAGCAUUGUACAAUAAACAUCUGGCGCAGGGAAUCAAAAAGUACAGCGCUAAGAUUGAGAAAUUCGACACAACCAAAGAUUCUCCGGACAUUAUAUUUCCUAAAAUACAAUCUGCAAUUGAUGUUCGCGUUUUUCCAGACGGAAACAAAAAAGACAAUACAAAUGUACAUAAUAUCAUCGACGAAAAUUAGAUUCACAUCCU
Messenger RNA from Nicrophorus vespilloides, 701 nucleotides. Its product is annotated as adenylate kinase-like. Lineage: Eukaryota; Metazoa; Arthropoda; Insecta; Coleoptera; Silphidae. The transcript is spliced from 4 exons. Gene Ontology annotation, molecular function: AMP kinase activity; ATP binding. The record is from RefSeq and is a predicted model, not a curated record. The coding region runs from base 1 to 690 and encodes 229 amino acids. Gene Ontology annotation, cellular component: cytoplasm; mitochondrion. Gene Ontology annotation, biological process: nucleobase-containing compound metabolic process.